This is a messenger RNA of Melampsora larici-populina 98AG31, 1212 nucleotides long. RefSeq lists its product as uncharacterized. NCBI's taxonomy places the organism in Eukaryota, Fungi, Basidiomycota, Pucciniomycetes, Pucciniales, Melampsoraceae. The transcript has 2 exons. The coding region runs from base 1 to 1212 and encodes 403 amino acids. The record is from RefSeq and is a predicted model, not a curated record.
AUGUCGGUCCAGAGGAAUCCUCCACCAACACGCCAACCUCCUCUUGCAGGAUGGACCCGCCAACUCCCUCAGGCAACAAAUCACGUCGCCAAUACCCAACCCACUCGGGUGGCAGGUCAAACCCAGACGCUGGACGCUAACGACAUGUCGGCAGAGGAAGAAGCGGAAAUGGUGAAGGUACUUAUGGCCACGAAGAAAGGUCGCCUAGUUUUGAGAAACGGGGAUGUGGUAGAGAACGGUCGACUGCUGGUCGCAGACGAUUCCGAGGAAAUGGGAAAGGGACUCACACAAUUGUCUCCCGUCCUAACCCAAUGGUUGAAAACAUUCAAAUCUUACAUACCUUUAACAACCUUCAACCGCUACUUCCUCGCCGAUGACCAGACAGAGUGGAGUCGUAGGAAAGCUCCUUCAGAAUCGCGAAUCGAAGAUGGAAGUUCCUCCUUACGAGUCUACGGGGGAAACCCCCCUCCAGAGGAACUGACGAUGCAAUUCGAAGAAUGGAUCGAUUGCAUGGGAUUGUUUAUACAAUACGUCGCAGACGCAGGUUGGACAACACUGUCGGAGCGUUUCGACGGUCACCGGAAGAUAGUGAUGGGGAUCCGUGAAACUUAUGGUUGGAUGGUAGCCCUAAGAUACUGCGUACGCUUACGACAAGGGGUGAUGCGGGAAACUAUAGAUAAUCGGAUCAAAAACUUUAGCAAGCUUCAGACAGCAAUUCUCGAGGACGCGAAGUUGGCGGCAGAUGCGUACCAAGAAAAAGCUUAUCGCACAAAUCCAUACGCACCAGGCGGAGUCCUAGCACACCUGAACCCUCUGACAGGCCUGCCCCGAUCCACAUUGUCAAACGCAUCCUCGAAGAAGACCCCAACAACUACAUCAUCCUACCGUCAAACAGACCGAGAGCGUCCCAGAGACAACGAGUCGUGGAUCCCGUCCCAUUGCUGGAAGCUGAUGUCAGAGUCAGAGAGGAAAGACGCGACAGCGAGACGCUUGAAGGAGCCCGGAGGACGGAGCGCCUAUGAGGACCGCGAGAGUUACCGCGACAGACUUCGAGAGAGUGACUACAACCAAAGAGAUUAUGACCGAGGCCGUGCGCAGCGCGAUGAUAGGGGCAAGUACAAGAAACGAAGCCCAUCGAGAAGCCGCAGCCCUAGGGGCAAGAAAGGCAGAGGAAAGGGGAGAUAUGCGCCUUGCCCAAAUUCCGAGGAGUAG